CAUAUAUACACUAAACUGUGUAUCACAUGUACUAGGACACCAGUCUAGUGAUGCUCGCGUUUGGUUGCAAAUAAUAUUAUGAAACUAUAAGGACAACGGUUAAGUAGCUGUCAGUACGAAAACGUGCACACCGACUUGGAGUAGUAAUAAAAAUGCUCGUACCGAGGUUAGGCAUGAUUUCAUCAUGUUUAUGUCGAAUAAGCAGACCAUCUUACGUAGUGAUAAAAAAAAAUUACGCUAGAGAAAUUACCGAAGAAUUAAAAAAGAAAGAGGAUGAAGAGGACGAUGACAGACCCAUUCCUUUAUCCACAUCACCAGCAUCAAAGUGGCUGGCAAAAUGGAACCGCGAGCCACCUCCGCCAGAGUAUGUCUGGUAUACACCUUAUGUAAUAUGGACAAGCUUAAUUACAUUUAUGUUGUACUUUUGUGUACUCAGAGAAGAAAAUGACAUUGACGAAAUGAUGUACAAGCCUCUGCCACAAACUAUUGAAGGCCUUGAUAAAUUAUUCCCUCAUAUUGAUUUUGAUCGUAAGCCUGAAUUUGUGGUGUAUCAUGAACAGCAAAAGUUACAAAAGGCACAGGAACAAAAAAGUAGAUGAUUUCAUUGUUUGCUGUGUUUUAUAGAUUAGCCGCGUUUUUUUUUUUUUUUGGAUAAGGAGUCUUUUCCAAAAUAAACAGUCAUUAAAAUGUACAUAUUUUGAGUUAACCAAUAAAACGUGUUUAGGUAAUUA
Messenger RNA from Copidosoma floridanum, 731 nucleotides. RefSeq lists its product as uncharacterized. The record is from RefSeq and is a predicted model, not a curated record. NCBI's taxonomy places the organism in Eukaryota, Metazoa, Arthropoda, Insecta, Hymenoptera, Encyrtidae.